Molecule: messenger RNA, 2748 nt
Organism: Dalotia coriaria
Lineage: Eukaryota; Metazoa; Arthropoda; Insecta; Coleoptera; Staphylinidae
Gene: p115
Product: General vesicular transport factor p115
Biological process (GO): endoplasmic reticulum to Golgi vesicle-mediated transport; transcytosis; vesicle fusion with Golgi apparatus
Cellular component (GO): Golgi membrane; endoplasmic reticulum; cytoplasm
Molecular function (GO): protein binding
Source: RefSeq, a predicted model, not a curated record
AUUUUAUUUGUUUUAGGUAUUCCCAAAAGUUUUAUUAAUUUGUUUGUUGAGUUGCAUACAUUGCGAGAAAGGUUGGUGGUUGACAAACCUGCCGCCUGGCACCACGCAGCUGACGUGUUUUUGAUUACAAUUCCAAGACGGAGUCGCGCACAAUCUGCAAGCAUAUAAAUGAAGUCGCCGCUGGAUUAUUAAAAGUUAUAAUUAAACCACGCCAUAAUGGAGUAUUUCCGCAGCGGUUUAAAAUCAGUGCUGGGUGCCCCGCCGCCAGAAACCCAACCGACCGGCGCCGAAACGGUGGAUCGCUUAGUCAACCGUGUCACUUCCUCUACGUUGUUGGAAGACCGUCGUGAUGCUUGCAGAGCACUCAAAGCAAUGUCCAGAAAAUACCGCCUUGAAGUAGGCGCCCAAGGCAUGGAUGCUCUUCAACAGAUCUUGGAGAUUGAUCGCAGUGACUGUGAGAUUAUUGGCUACUGCCUGGACACACUUUGCAACAUCACCUCAAAGGAGAAAUUUAAGGAAGAAGCAGAUGAGAGGGUAAACAACAUGAAUCUUGGUGAACAAUUCACUGAGAUGUUUGUGAAGAACCCACACAAUGUGGGUUUAGUCUUGGGCUUUCUAGAGGAGUACGAUUUCCGCGUGCGUUGGCCAGCGGUGAAACUCCUCACAUCUUUACUUGCCAGCAAACCUAAAGAAAUACAGGAUAUUAUUCUAGUCAGCCCAAUGGGCGUCUCUAAGUUGAUGGAUCUACUGCAAGAGAACCGUGAGGUGAUUCGCAAUGACGCUUUGCUACUUCUUGCGCAACUCACCAAGAGUAACGCGAAUAUUCAAAUUGUUGCGUUCGAAAACGCCUUCGAUCGGCUGUUCGACGUCAUCAAAGAAGAAGGCUUCAUGGAAGGUGGUAUUGUUGUCGAGGAUUGUUUGCUGCUUAUGUUGAACCUCCUCAAGAACAACACAAGCAAUAUUAACUUCUUUAAAGAAGGCUCCUAUAUUCAACGGCUUGCGCCAAUGUUUGAGAUUCCUGAAAAUGUCGAAGAUGUCGGUUGGAGUCCGCAGAAAGUUUCAAACUUUCAUUGUUGUCUGCAGCUGGUGCGUUGUUUGGUCUCACCGAACAACCCAAUACAGAUCACAUCAUCAUCGCAGAAAACAAUGCGGAAUGCGAAUUUACUCGAAGCGCUGUGUAAUAUUUUGAUGGCAUCCGGCGUGCCUGCGGAUAUUCUCACUGAAACGAUUAAUACGGUAGGAGAGGUGAUUCGCGGCCAUCUUGCUAACCAAGAAUACUUUGCAAAUGUCACUGCGCCAAGCAAUCCACCACGUCCUGCGAUUGUGGUGCUACUGAUGAGUAUGGUGAAUGAAAAGCAGCCGUUUUCUUUACGUUGUGCUGUCUUAUACUGCUUCCAGUGCUUCCUUUUCAAGAACGAAAUUGGGCAAUCGCAGGUAGUGCAAACUUUAUUGCCGAGUUCAGUAGCAGUGUCUACCCUAACAACAGGGCAAUUAUUAUGUGGUGGGUUGUUUAGUCAAGACGCAUUGAGUAAUUGGUUUUCUGCCAUUGCGCUGUCUCACUGUCUGAUUGAAAACCCCGCGCAGAAGGAACAACUAAUGCGGGUACUCCUCGCGCCUAAUCUUGGGGCACAACCGGUAACUCUUGUCCAUCAAGCUGCAACUUUCCUCCAGCAAACAAAUAAAUUCCAGGCGAAACUUGGUAUUUUGAUGCUGCUCGCAAUGUGGAUGGCGCACUGUCCACCAGCUGUGCAGUUAUAUUUGAAUGUCCCUGGGGCGGUGGCUUUUCUCACAGCUCAAACAUCAGCCGAUGAUUAUGACAACAAUGAGGAAUUAUUACAAGGGUUGUGUGCAUUGAUGGGUUUGUGCAUUGCUUUUAACGACAACACGGUGGCAAAUUAUUCACGGGAGAAUCUAAGUCAAUUGAUCGAAAAACGCGUCACGAUGGAAACGUACGCUGCGAAAUUGAGUCUUAUUUCGCGGCACGAGGUGUAUGCAAAGGCAGCAAAGCAACCACAAAUUCAAGCUAAGGACGGCAGUGAAUUACUACUAGAGUUUGAGUUUUGUAAACUCUUCAAGGCACUAGAAAGCGUUAUUAUGAACGCGUUAGGAAUGCAAAGAGAUCUUUCGAAUGGUAUUUCCGAACUCAGUUUGAGCGAUCGCGAGAACGCAUCUUUGCAAUAUAAAGACUUGAUUCGCGAGCAGGACAAGCGAUUCAACCAACUACAAAAGGACUAUGAGGUGGCAAAUCAAGACAGAGAUCUGUUAAAGGCUGAAAUUGAAGAACUGAAGUUAUUAAACGCGCAAUACAAGGACGAGAACACAAUUUACAAGGCACAGAUUACUACUAGUUCUGGCACAUCUCAGCCAAAUGUAAAUGUGAACCUGGAUCACUUCCAUGAAACCAUAGCGCGAUUGCAAACGGAGAAUGCAUCCAAGACCGGCGAACUGGAGAUGCUUCGCAAGGAUCAAGAGGAUCUGCUGGAGUUGUUAAGCGACCAGGAUUCGAAACUGAAUGCAUUUAAGGCACGUUUGCGGCAAUUGGGCGAAAAUGUUGACGACUCCGCGUCGGAAGGCGAAGCGGAUAACGCUGGAGUUGAGCCUUGAACGAGGAGCCAUUUAUUUUAUACUGGAACUGCACUAUCGGUAUUAUUUUCAAAUUAUAUUGUGAAUUGUUUCGUCAUAAUACAUUUAUGUCACCACAUUGAUCUAUGUAAAUAAUUUAAUAAUACAUUAAUUGUAUAAGCUCAA